Molecule: messenger RNA, 2668 nt
Organism: Hibiscus syriacus
Lineage: Eukaryota; Viridiplantae; Streptophyta; Magnoliopsida; Malvales; Malvaceae
Product: acetolactate synthase 3, chloroplastic-like
Exons: 3
Coding region: 1-2442 (813 amino acids)
Biological process (GO): L-valine biosynthetic process
Cellular component (GO): acetolactate synthase complex
Molecular function (GO): acetolactate synthase activity; magnesium ion binding; flavin adenine dinucleotide binding
Source: RefSeq, a predicted model, not a curated record
AUGGUAUCUAACUUCUACAAGACUGAUAUUCUUUUUGUUGGACUUGUUUGUCGUUUCAUGGAAAAUCCUUCAUCUUCUCAUCUAACGGCAGCAAAAAGAAUUCUUCGGUAUCUCAAAUGUACUCUCAAUUAUGACUUGUUUUAUGGAUUUUCAAAUACAUUUGAGUUUAUGGAAUACUGUGAUAGUGAUUUUGGAGGAGAUAAAUAUGAUAGAAAAUGCACUAGUUGUUGUGAAGCGGAGUAUGUUGAUGUUAUGUCUUGUGCUUGUCAUGCUAUUUGGCUACAAAGAUUGUUGAUUGAAAUUCAACUCCCACAAGAAAAUGCUACAAAGAUUUUGAUUGAUAACAAGUCUGCUCUAACUCUUGCAACGAAUCCAAUAUUUCAUGAUCGAAGGAAGCUCAAUCACAAUUUUGCAUUCCUCUCUCGCUCGCCACAAGCACCAAAGAAACGCAUCGCCACAAACCUCUCAUCAAGAAUGGCGGCCGCCACUUUCGCUAAGCUUUCCUCGUUAACUUCCUCCUUCAAAUCUCCGAUACCGAUUUCCUUAUCCACUCUCCCUUUCUCCACAUCCCCUCAAAACCCCACCCAUCACCGUUACACCGACUUUUCCUGCUCCCUUUCUCAUGCUAGUUCCAAUCCCAGAUCCGCCUCCGCCGCUGUUACCCAAAAAACCGCUCCUUCCCAUGAUUUCGUUUCCCGUUAUGCGGACGGUGAGCCCCGGAAAGGCGCUGAUAUCCUCGUGGAAGCACUUGAACGCGAAGGCGUUAAGGACGUGUUCGCCUACCCGGGUGGAGCUUCGAUGGAGAUCCACCAGGCUUUAACCCGGUCCAAAAUUAUCCGAAAUGUCCUUCCGCGACACGAACAAGGAGGGGUCUUCGCCGCCGAGGGCUAUGCGCGCUCCUCCGGCGUUCCCGGUGUUUGCAUUGCAACGUCCGGCCCUGGGGCAACCAACUUGGUGAGUGGUCUCGCCGAUGCAAUGCUCGAUAGCAUUCCUCUCGUGGCGAUCACCGGCCAAGUCCCUCGUCGGAUGAUCGGUACCGAUGCUUUCCAGGAAACUCCGAUUGUCGAGGUAACGAGGUCUAUUACGAAACACAAUUAUCUUGUUCUUGAUGUGGAUGAUAUUCCUAGGAUUGUUAGUGAGGCUUUCUUUUUAGCUACCUCGGGAAGGCCUGGACCUGUUUUGAUUGAUGUACCUAAGGAUAUACAACAGCAGCUUGCUGUUCCUAAAUGGAACCAGCCUCCUAGGUUGUCGGGAUAUAUGUCUAGGUUGCCCAAGGCUCCCAAUGAGUCUCAUUUGGAACAGAUUGUGAGGCUGGUUUCCGAAUCUAAAAGGCCGGUUUUAUACGUCGGUGGUGGGUGUUUGAACUCCAGUGAAGAGUUGAAGAGGUUUGUUGAGCUUACAGGGAUACCUGUUGCAAGUACUUUGAUGGGUCUUGGGGUGUUUCCGAUUUCGGAUGAGUUGUCAUUACAAAUGCUUGGAAUGCAUGGAACCGUGUAUGCUAAUUAUGCUGUGGAUAAGAGUGAUUUGUUGCUAGCUUUUGGUGUAAGAUUUGAUGAUAGGGUGACUGGAAAACUUGAGGCCUUUGCUAGUCGGGCCAAGAUUGUGCAUAUCGAUAUUGAUUCGGCUGAGAUUGGGAAGAAUAAGCAGCCUCAUGUGUCGGUGUGUUCCGAUGUGAAAUUGGCAUUGCAGGGGAUUAAUAAGAUACUGGAGAACAAGGGUGCAAAUCUGAAUCUUGAUUAUUCAGAUUGGAGGCAGGAGUUAAACAAGCAGAAGGUGGAAUUCCCGUUGAGUUACAAGACCUUUGGUGAAGCUAUUCCGCCUCAAUAUGCAAUUCAGGUUCUUGAUGAAUUAACCGGAGGGAAUGCGAUUGUAAGUACAGGUGUCGGUCAGCAUCAAAUGUGGGCUGCUCAGUUUUACAAGUACAGGAAGCCUCGUCAAUGGUUAACAUCAGGUGGAUUGGGGGCUAUGGGUUUUGGAUUGCCUGCUGCCAUCGGAGCUGCUGUUGCAAACCCGGAUGCAGUUGUUGUAGACAUCGAUGGUGAUGGAAGUUUCAUCAUGAACGUGCAAGAGUUGGCAACUAUCCGAGUGGAAAAUCUUCCUGUCAAGAUAUUAUUGUUGAAUAAUCAGCAUUUGGGCAUGGUAGUUCAAUGGGAGGACCGAUUUUACAAGGCAAACAGGGCUCAUACAUACCUGGGAGAUCCCUCCAACGAGUCAGAGAUAUUCCCGAACAUGUUGAAAUUUGCCGAAGCAUGCGGAAUACCAGCAGCCCGGGUGACGAAGAAAGAAGAUCUCAAGGCAGCAAUUCAGAAAAUGUUGGACACUCCUGGACCUUACCUGUUGGAUGUGAUUGUCCCACAUCAAGAGCAUGUCCUGCCUAUGAUCCCCAGCGGAGGCGCUUUCAAAGACGUGAUCACCGAGGGCGAUGGAAGAACACAGUACUGAUGUCAGUGAGCAUCGCAAUCUUUGUAAUAUGAGGUUCAGUUACUGAGUCCUGGCAGUUUUCUGGAACAUAAACUUGUAUGUGUUCCCAUAAGUAGUUUUUUCUAUGUUUUAAAAAACUACUAUGUUUUAAAAAACUAUCAAGUAGUUUUUUGUUUGUGGGAGUGUUGUAUGUGUUCUAGUCAAAUAAUGUCAUAUAAUGGAAGAAUCUGAAGUUUUGUGUUUUCAA